Molecule: messenger RNA, 469 nt
Organism: Notothenia coriiceps (black rockcod)
Lineage: Eukaryota; Metazoa; Chordata; Actinopteri; Perciformes; Nototheniidae
Product: moronecidin-like
Exons: 4
Coding region: 106-339 (77 amino acids)
Biological process (GO): defense response to bacterium
Source: RefSeq, a predicted model, not a curated record
CCACCAUACCUUUAUAAAGACACAGGUUCGACACAGAGAUUCACAUCACUUCAAGAUCUCAUUUUGCACUCUUGACAAGCCUCUUGGUUCAGACUCUCAAUCAGAAUGAAGUGUGCUAUGAUGUUCCUGGUGUUGACGCUGGUGGUCCUCAUGGCUGAACCUGGGGAGGGUUUUUUUUGGCAUCAUAUCGGUCAUGCAUUGGAUGCUGCCAAAAGAGUCCAUGGAAUGUUGAGCGGGGAAGAACUUGAAGCGAUGAAAGCGCAGGAAGCGCAGGAAGCGAUGAAAGUGCAGGAAGCGAUGGAACAACGUGUGUUCCAACAAGAGAACGACUUUGCCUGAGUCCAUGAUGGUCCAUCUGAUAAACAAAUGCUUUCUUCUGCUUUUAUUCAACAUAAAAUGUAAUCAACCUAUCUGUUUUAAAUUGAUCUACUUGUCAUUUGGAAUAAAUCUGCAUUGCAUUACAAAAGUC